AUGGUGGUAGAACAGUCCAUAAAGAAGAUCGCCAUCAUCGGAGGCGGACCCAGUGGAAUGGCCCUGGUGAAGACGUUGAACACAGAAAAAUGUGACUUUGACAUCGACUUGUACGACUCGCGAGCCAACCUAGGUGGCAUUUGGAACUAUUUCCCUACCAAGUCCCAAUAUAACGACGACCAUGAGCUUGUGGCCAACGACGAGUACAACCACUCUCCUUUGUAUGCAAACUUGGAAACCAAUAUUCUUUACAAGUCAAUGGAGUUUACCAACUUCCAUUUCCCUGAAGAAAGUGUUGACUUUCCGUUCAGAACAGAGGUGUUGGACUACUUAACGAAAUACUCAAAGACGCUUGGUCCCUACAAUAAAUACUUGAAUACCAGAGUCACGGGCGUGGAGAAGAAUGGUGAUUCUUGGGAACUUGUCAGCAAAAACGUGGUUUCUGGGGAAGUGACUACAAGACUCUACGAUGCGGUAGUGGUUGCCAAUGGCCAUUUUGAGGUCCCACGGAUCCCUGAGGUUGACGGGCUCGAUGAGUGGAAGAAAAGGGAUCCUAAGUCAAUCACACAUGCUAAAUUCUUUGAUACACCCUCAAGAUACAAAGAUAAGACGGUCUUGGUGGUGGGUGGAAUUGCCAGUGGUAGCGAUAUAGCUAUACAAUCCAGUGCUACAGCUAAAAAAGUGUAUGUUUCCUGUGAUGAAACCACCAUAUUAUCCAACAUCAACAACCCAUUUAUUGAAAUCAUUCCCCGUAUCGAGAGUUACGAUGUGAAUACUAGGUCUGUGUCUUUUGGCGGUGAGAAGGUCUCUGACAUCGACGAAGUCAUUUUUUGCACAGGAUACUUGUAUGACGUUCCAUUCUUGAAAUUGGAUAUCUGCAAGAAAAGAUACAUCCAAGACUUGUAUCGCCAGAUGUUUUAUGUCCAAGAUCCUUCCUUAACAUUUGUGGGGUUGGGAAAAGAUGUGAGUCCAUUCCCCUUUGCAGAAGCACAGUCUAGUAUCAUUGCAAGAUAUUACAGUGGGAGGUUGAAGCUUCCAACUAGCGAUGAAAUGAAACUGGUGGCUGACGAGGAGUUGAAGACUAAAGGUGAUAGACUCCAUGGUUUAAAGUUUCCCAAGGAAGGAGAGUAUAUCAAUGGGUUGUUUCAGUUACUUGAAGACAGGGAUCUUCUUGACGGGGUGGAACGGAAGAAGAAAGUUCCGGAGGUGAAGCUCAAGAGAGUUAUUAACAAUAACCAGAGGAUACUUGAUGAGAGGGGAGUAUUUGGUAUUUAA
Yamadazyma tenuis ATCC 10573 is the source of this 1275-nucleotide messenger RNA. The record is from RefSeq and is a predicted model, not a curated record. NCBI's taxonomy places the organism in Eukaryota, Fungi, Ascomycota, Pichiomycetes, Serinales, Debaryomycetaceae.